Messenger RNA from Drosophila rhopaloa, 4893 nucleotides. It is a transcript of the gene FAM21, whose product is annotated as WASH complex subunit 2. The record is from RefSeq and is a predicted model, not a curated record. NCBI's taxonomy places the organism in Eukaryota, Metazoa, Arthropoda, Insecta, Diptera, Drosophilidae.
AUUAAUUGGGUGUGAUCACUAAGUUAUCUUUUUGUUUGUCUUGCAUUGUUAUUAAUUUUUCAAACAGCGAAAUUGCAGUCGAAUUAUAAUGGAUAUAAGUGCGGAUGUGGAUCAGAUUAUAGCCCAGGCUCCAGACUGGAACUUUGCGGGCGAUUGCGCUCUCCUAGCGCUGAUGAAGCGCAUUUCCCAGAAUCUUCAGGAAAGGGGCGAAAAGACCAGUAGAAAUUUAAGGAACUUUGAGAAGAGUGUAAAGCAAGUGGAUAUAUCCUUGAACAAUGCCACCAACAGCCUGCGAUCCCUACAAUUUGGAAAUCAAUUUGUGGAGUAUCGGGUCGAGGAAGUGGAUGACGCCGACUUGGCCAUGCCCGAAGAAACGAAGAAGAAGCCCGAGUUGCCUCCUAGGAGUUCCGAGGAAAUGGCCAAGGAGUUCCUGGAAAACAACCUGCGCAUGUUCCGCAAGAACUUUGAGCCGGUGACCAUUGAAGUGCCCGAUUCGGAUGACGAGGAUGCACCGGUGCACUCAACAACCGUUUUUCGGGCAAAAAAUCCUUACGAUGCUAUUCCCCUGCCCUUUAUUAUUGGCACAAAAGAGUGGGAGGAACACAAAUACGCCGGACUCUAUGACAGCAAAGAAAAUAGUGAGGAUGAAAAGUCCGAAGAAUUCUCUUCCAGCUCAUCGGAUGAGGGGGAAUCCGUAUCGAACAAAAUCGCAAAGCCAGUGAAACAAUUUGAGGAGCCCCAUCUUUCUGACUCCUCAUCCUUGGCCUCGUUUGCCAGGGAGCCGGCAAUUGUGUCGCCAGUAAUUAAACCUGCUAUUCCGGUCGUAGAGGCUACGAUUAAGACACUACCGCGGCCGAUUAUAAGCAGUCAGCGGAACCCUCAUGAGAGGGACAUGUUCGCUGCACUCCGGCAAUCCCCGCCUAGCGAUGAUCCGCCGUCCACUUCAUCCUCGCCCACAUCUUCGCCAGCUUUUCGGAACCCCUCCAGUCGUAUACCAGUAGUGUCUACGGCCUCGCUGAGCUCCAGCAGCAGCAGUCCUGCCCAACAGCCUCCAAGGCUUUUUGACGAAGCUGUUUCCACGCAAACACCCAAGGAAACUGAGACCAAGCCAAGUCAAACUAAGCGCAAGCCCGUAAAUCUUUUUAACGACGAUGAGUUUAACUCGUUUAUGUCCGAAAUCGUUGACAAAGUGCAGAACAGGGGCACUAACGUGGUUGUCCCCGCAACAACGAUUUCUGUGAAGGAACCACCCAAAGAAAAAAAGCCUUUAGAACAAAAUUCAAAGCCUGAGAUUCCCAAGCAUAUAGUUGAGCAGUCUGUGCCAAAACGUGUUAAUCUGUUUGAUGAUAGUCCUCCAUCGAGUCCAGCUCCAAGGCCAGAGUCUUUGUUCGACAAUGGCAGCGCAACAGGUGCCAUCCCAAAACAGAGCCCCGAAAUCGUGACCAAAAGAGAUCAAGCCAACUCUCUUUUCGACGAUUCUCCUUCCCUGCCGAAGCAAAUUACGUCUAAGAAACCAUUAAAACAGUUGAAGAAAUCGCUGUUUGACGAUGAUUUGGAAGACGAUGACUUCUUGAGCUCGUUUACACCUAAAUUGAAAGCAGCAGAAAAAAAACCUCUUUCAAAACCAAAAUCGUCAUUAUUUGAUGAUGAUGAUUUGGACAUUGAUGAUAUAUUUAUCAAACCGUCAGCCCAGCCUAAAAAGGUCUCUGAAAAAGUAGCUGAAAAGACCAGUUUGUUUAAAUACGAUGACAACAAUGAUGUCAAUGAAUUCUUUGGCUCUAAAAAGGUAAUAGAAAUAAGAAAGGAGUCGCCAAAGGAUAUUUCGCCCGACAAAAAGAUUGAGCCACCGAUAGCUGAAAAGAAAAGUUUAUUUGAUGACAUCGAUGAUGAAGAUCUGUUUGGAACACCAAAGGCUAAGAGUAUAAUUACUAGUGAACCACAUAAUGGUCCAAAGACUUUUGAAAAUACUGAGAUUGAAAUAGAAACAGAAAAAGACAUUGAAAAAAAGAAAUCAAUGAAAGAGGAAAUUGUACCUAUUCUUCGAGAAUCCCCUCCCCCCAUUGAAAGUGUUAAGGAGCCAUCUGCUUCUAAACGGGAAAAAAGUAGCCAGAUAAAGGAUGAUUCUUUUGUACCUAUUAUUCCUAAAUCUACAGAUUUGUUCAAUGAAGAUUUAAGCGAUGGUGGAUCAUACUUAAGUCCUUCAAAUAGUAAAAUGCGCCCAAAAAGUGGAGCUGAAAGCAAAGAAUUUAUAAAACCAACGGAACCAAAUACUUUUUUGGAAAAAAUAGUCCCAGUCGAUCUUCCAGCAUCUCCUCCCAAGAUUACUGAUUUGUUCAACGAAAAUUCUAGCGAUGAUGAUACAUUUUUGAGUGCAUCUAAGACUAAGGAUAAGCCAAUUGGUGCUAUAACAACUAAUGAAAUUAAUAUGCCAGCCAAAGAACAGUUGGCGAGUGAGAUUAAGCCAGAAAAGUUACCCCACAAACUGCCAGAGAACAAAAAAGAUGAUACCGUGGAAAAAAAUGAGGAUGUUGUGCCUGAAGAGUUAAGUAAAUCUAAAAUAGAUGUGUCAGUUUCCGAAAGUCCACCUCCAGACGAUUAUCAAAGCAGUCAAGAUCCCAUUAUAACAAUGGUGGCCGAUGUCACAAAUAAGACACCUAAAGAUGAUUCCACCCCAAGGAAGCCUGCUGACUUGGCUGCUGCACAGCAAAUCAUGCAGAAUUACUCAAAUCUCUUUUCCGACGAGCCGCCGGAUGAUAGCGAGUUUUUUCAAACGCUUGGGAGCAGUGGUCUUAGCAGCUUAAGUGCCUCGAAGAUCUUUGACAGUGAGCAAGACUUCUUUGAACCCGCCUUGCCCCAAAUUCCGAAUGUGAACAAGUUAUCGCCAGUGACGCCCGGAGAUCAACCUUCUUCAUCAUCUGAUUAUGGUGCCAUGUGUUUAUUUAGUGACAUCCCGCCCGAAGAUGACGACCGUGAUGAUGUACAAGCACAAAAGCAAGCUGAAGCUCAGAAGGAGGAAUUUGCACCCACUACAACCCGAAUACACACAAUCUUCUACGAUGACUUCAGUGAAACAGCAAGGGCAGGAGCAGUGCAGCCAGCUGCCAAGCUUUUCAGUUUCGAUGACGAACCACCGGUAGUUGACGAACCUGAUCGCAGCAAAGCUAAGGAGAGCUCUGAGUUACCUACUCCUACUUCUCCUGUUAAAAAACUGAAAAUGCCCAACAUCAACAUUAAUGUGCAGGCCUUGCUUCCUGGCUCCGGAGGCCUACCAAAGCUGCUCAGAAAACCAGAGUCAUCUAGUUCCGAAAGAGAAGAGCCUCCAAACACCGCACAGUCCACGGAGUCCACACCGAGUUCAAGGGAGAACGCGAUACCAUCAGCAGAGGGUGGCCUGCAGCAUGUGAACAAAUUUCGCGCUCGAGGACCUGCUAAAAGACGUCCCUCGACCAGAAAGGGAAGAAAGGAAAAUUACGCCAAAAGCAUCUUGGAUGUUGAGCAGGGCCCAACUUUAACUUCGACUCAGGGAAGUUCCAUGGUAGAUACCCCUGAAGUAGAACCAUCUAAGUCUAGUGAUAUCAAGGCUCCUCAUUCUCAGUCAGUUGCCACACGGAUGUUUCCUGAUCCAGCACUUCCAAUCCUCAAUGAGCCGCCAGAGAUCCCGCCGCAGAUAGAAAAGUCAGCUUCGGCUAAACUAGGUGGAUCAAAUUUGGACAGCCCUGAGGAAGAUGAUUUCUUCUUUAAUUCUGUCAACAUACAGGCUGUUCCGCCUAAAAAGUGGGUUGGAGGAUAUAGGGGAUCUGAUGCACCCAAGUCAUAUCGGUCAUUUCUGGACAGUCCUGAAGAGGAUGAUCUCGUUUUUAGCCCUUUUGAAAAUAAGGAAUCCGAGAAAGAGCCCAUUUUCUUCGCACAAAAGGUUUCUAAUGACCCACCUGUGGAUCGGCAACAUUUGGAGAACACCUUGAGUCCGCCGAAGUUGGGAUCCUCUUUUUUGGACAGUCCUGAUGAAGAUGAUUCGCUAUUUAGUACAGUUAAAUCAGUGGCGCCCCGAAAAUCAUCUCCUGCUACAGCGGAAAGACAGGCAAAAGCGGCAACUGCUCAUUUAACACUCCCAAACACAAAAGAAAUGCCAAAGAAACAGAUUAAGCCCAAGUCACUGGCUGCACCGAAACUCUUUGACAGUGAUGAUGAUGAUGAUCUGUUUGCCACUGCUGCUGCACCAGCUUCUUUGCCUACUAUUCAAACUAAACAGCCCACCAAACCGGCGCCAGCUUCACUCUUCAGCAGCGAUGACGAUGAGGGGGAGGUGCCAGCUAAGAUUGCUCCAGUGAAGAAGGUGCCCGUAAAUACAAGCAAAAGCCUUUUUAGUGACGACGACGACGAUGAUGACCUGUUCGGAGGAAGCACUACAUCCAAAGGCAGCACCGCCAAAAAGACCAAACCCGUGGCCCGGCCUUCAAUCAAACCAGCUGCCAAUAAAGCCAGCACGGCAACUGCAACCAUUCCCUCUAAUUCAAACGAUAACCCAUUGUCGGAUCUUCUGGAUUUCGAGUAAAAACAUGAAUGCCUUUUAUUACAAUUAUGUACAGGUUUUGAUCGUUUGAUUAGACUGUCGAUCAGAGUAUUGUUAUCCGUUUUCUUAGCAACUACAUAUAAUAAACAAUUAAUGUCAAUGUCGAUUUGUGGUCGAUUCUUAAAGCUAAACUUCGGGAUUUGUUGUAAGAAGUCACGAUGAUUUAACCAGUUACUCUAUUACUAAGUUUAUACGCCAGCUAUUUGCAACAAAAAUUGUUUGUCAAAGAAAUUAUACUGUGAAAAAGUCUACAAUCACAUUUUUUGUUACUGUUUAUUUGCUAUUAAAAUUAUAUCUUACCGAUUUUACUGUGGAGUUUCUCA